This is a messenger RNA of Batrachochytrium dendrobatidis JAM81, 978 nucleotides long. RefSeq lists its product as uncharacterized. Bases 1 to 978 code for a protein of 325 amino acids. The record is from RefSeq and is a predicted model, not a curated record. Lineage: Eukaryota; Fungi; Chytridiomycota; Chytridiomycetes; Rhizophydiales. The transcript has a single exon.
AUGACUGAUUGCUCUAGUCCAACCAACCAGCUAUCGGAAGAUGAAGAUGGAAAUAAUUUAAAUGAAAUCGCUAAUACUUAUCUUCCCUUUGUAGAAUUUAAUGCAAAAAAACACCUUGACCACUAUGCAGACCAUAGAUUCCCUCGAGGCACCUACGCUUGGGACUAUCUCGGACCUCCAUCAGGAUUAGUCCCGUCCAAUAUCCCUAAAUCUACUAAAAACUCAUUUACUGAUGCCAACGAAUUGAGUUCCAAUAACAGUCUUGAGGGUAGGUUUGACACGGAUGACUGCGGAUCCAGCUCUAACUCGUCUGUAACAGAAUCUGAAUCUGAACUUGAUACAUCGUCGAGCUACAAGUCAAAGAAUCGUAAAACCAAUACAAGGCAUGGCAAAGCUGCUACUUCUUCGAAAGAGAUCAUAGGUACUCCCACUCCAUCUUUACCUGAAACUGAAGAUUCCACUGUCAAUUCAGAAUCACUAGGCUAUCAGACUCAAGAACCUGAAGAUCUAUCUGAUCAGUCGCAAAAUUUGAAUCCAUUGCAGCAGGAUACGAAAUUACGAAAAACGCAAUUACAUGAUCAGGAAUCAGAAGCAAGCAUACAAUCGUCUCGCUCUGCCCAGAGCACUCUACCAUUUCAUACAGCACGAGCCAAACUAUCUCAUGCAGAACGUAGAAAGAUAUUGAUGUAUUUGAGAUCGAAGCAAUCAAAACGUCUGGAUAAAUAUCGGCGCGACGGGGUACUAAAGCUUGAAUGGGUUAAAAGACUUAAAGCGUGGAAAUGUGGGAGAGAUACAGCUUGGGAUAUUCAAAACUAUCGAUCAGCAGUUGUAGAUGUUAUAUGUACCCAACGCGCCGAUACUCUUAGAAUGAGUGUUGCAAACGAUAAUGGUUCCGAAGCAAAGCAAAUACAUAGGUCUAGUUUGCAUUUAUACUUAUGCGUGUGUAAAGAUAUGUUGGUUGUAACUGCACCUGGCUAA